GUACAGCUGGAAAUCGGCUCUUUUUGACAACCAAGAACGAAAAUCAGAAGAUCUGCAAACAUAACCUUUGGGCCCUUUGGCAUGGAAAUUUUCUGGCACGUACACCAUACACUUACAUUUUAAGUGCUCAUUUUUUCCGACUUUUCGUUUCAGUAAGCCUGCAUUUGUUUGCCUGACGCUUUCAAAAUGACAUCUUUAAAUGUUUUGUCCGCAAACCGCUUAAAUUCGAUGAAGCUUUUUGGCAAAACUCUUGGAUUGAGGGUCAGUCCUUGUAUCGUCUUUGCAUCUCAUGGCCCAAAAAGAGCCAGUGUUCCAGCUAGAUUUUCUUCGACCUCUGAAUCGAGCAAAAAAUAUGACGUGGUGGUUGUUGGAGGCGGCAUCGUGGGAAUGGCAACAGCAAGGGAACUUAAAAUGAGACACCCUAGUUUGACCUUUGCUGUCCUUGAAAAGGAGAAAGUUCUAGCUGCUCAUCAGAGUGGUCACAACAGUGGUGUCAUUCAUGCAGGCAUCUACUACACUCCAGGGACACUGAAAGCAAAACUCUGCGUUGAAGGCUUUUUGAUGUCGUACAAAUACUUUGAUGAGAAAAAUAUACCUUACAAAAGGUGUGGCAAACUUAUUGUGGCCACAAAUAGCGAUGAAGUAAAAAAGUUGGAUGAAAUAAUGAGGAAGGGAGUUGAAAACAAAGUACCUGGUUUAGAGAUGGUUGACGGUGAAAAAAUAAGAGAAAUUGAGCCAUAUUGUAAGGGAAUAAGAGCAGUUUGGUCACCAAACACAGGAAUUGUAGAUUGGGGUUUGGUGACACAAUACUAUGCCAAAGACUUUGAAGCUCUGGGUGGUCAAAUUUUCAAAAAUUUCCCUGUUUCUGGUUUUGAAGAGAUUGCGGAAAGCAAUAAGCAAGGAAGUGACAAUAAACACUGCAUCAGAGUGACCGGGGCCCCUGGUCAGGAAGUCCGAGCGCAAUUUGUGGUUACUUGUGGUGGAUUGCAGUCUGAUCGACUGGCUCAAAUGUCUGGUUGCUCCAGUGAGCCAAAAAUUGUGCCAUUCCGAGGAGAGUAUCUUCUCCUUAGUCCAGAGAAGAGCCACAUGGUCAAAGGAAAUAUUUAUCCAGUUCCUGAUCCACGUUUCCCUUUUCUCGGUGUUCACUUUACGCCAAGGAUGGACGGCAGUAUCUGGCUUGGCCCCAAUGCAAUUCUUGCCUUCAAAAGAGAAGGAUAUGGAUAUGGAGAUAUUAAUUUGACCGAUUUGUUGGACGCUGUUAAAUUUAAAGGAUUCAGAAAGCUUGCGUUAAAGUAUGCUGGCUUUGGCGCUUCUGAAAUGAUCAAGUCCAUCUGGAUCACAAAACAGCUCAAAGAGCUGCAAAAGUUCAUUCCAGACAUCAAUGCUGCUGAUAUUCGAAGGGGUCCAAGUGGAGUUCGUGCUCAAGCCAUGGAUUCAAAUGGAAAUCUUGUCGAAGACUUUGUGUUUGAUUCAGGAAAAGGUCCCCUGAGCAAGAGGAUCUUGCAUUGCAGAAAUGCUCCUUCCCCAGGGGCAACCUCUUCUCUAGCAAUAGCCAAAGUUAUUGCUGAUAAAAUGGAAAAGCAGUUCAGCUUGUGAACCCUUUCCUUAGUUGCCGCAAGAGGUAUGCACAAUAAAUCGUGAUUAAAAUUUGAAAUACUGUGUUACAAAAAAGGAAAAAGGAUGUUCGCAGAAAUUAAUGUUGUUAUUUUAAUCUAUAUUAUAUAUUUUAUGAAGCAGCUGUAUACAUUUUUAUAAAUAUAAUUAAUUGGCUUUUCUGACCUCUCUUAAAGAAAUUUUAGUUUUUUCAGCAAUAUAAUUUUAGAUUUCAAUUUUCAUUUUAGCCUAAACAAGAAAAGUUCAUAUUAUGCAUGCAUAGCAUUGUAAUUAUUAAGGUAUUUCAAUGGAAAAUCACAUGAAAAUCUAUAAUAUGAAUAUGAAUGUCAGAUGAAAAAUGAAUUAGAAAAUUUGUCUCCUUUUAAUUAAAUACCACCCUUCUGGAAAA
Neocloeon triangulifer is the source of this 2002-nucleotide messenger RNA. RefSeq names its product L-2-hydroxyglutarate dehydrogenase, mitochondrial (gene L2HGDH). The coding region runs from base 187 to 1596 and encodes 469 amino acids. Gene Ontology annotation, molecular function: (S)-2-hydroxyglutarate dehydrogenase activity; (S)-2-hydroxy-acid oxidase activity. NCBI's taxonomy places the organism in Eukaryota, Metazoa, Arthropoda, Insecta, Ephemeroptera, Baetidae. The record is from RefSeq and is a predicted model, not a curated record. The transcript is spliced from 8 exons.